AUGAAUGAUUUUGACAACACUCCCGAAAAAUCAUCAAACUUGAAAGAAACACGAAUUGAUAUUUCCAUUCCAAGCAUUUCAACAAUUGAUUUCAAUUCUAAAGCUUUGCCACCAAUUCGAAGUCAAGGAGAACUCGAAAGAAUUGUAAAUAACAUCAAGCUCCAAGAACAAGAAAAGCGUAAGAAACUAAAAUCUCAAAUCGAUUUAGAGCGAAAAACAUUAAAUAAUGAAAUGUCUGUUUUAAUUAACAAAAUAGCGUCAAUGCAGCAGCUUAUUGAUAAGGUUAACAUUGAGAAAUCUGAUUUAAUACAAAAUAUGAUUGAUAUUAAGAAGUCUUGCAGUGAAAAAGAAAUUAUUAUUAACGAAUUAAAGCAUAAGAUGGAUUCUAAUGAACAAAUCGUCAAAAUUAAGACAGAAUAUGAGAAAGAAAAUACAAAUCUCAGGCAAAAAAUAAUCAAACUCAAACAAAAAAAUGAAAAUUUGGAAAAUACUACAGAAAUAUCGAAAAAGCUACAAAUUGAUACUCAACUAGAGAAUGAAUCACUUAAAAAUGCGAAUUUACAACUCCAAACAGAAAAUGAACAAAUACAUAAAGAAAAAAACGAAAUUUUACAAAAAAACGAACGACUUCAAUCAGUAAUGAAGCUAGUAACAGAAGAAAUCCAUGGAUUAGAGAGCGAAUGCCAAAAUAAAGAGAAAUUAAUUCAAAAUUUUCUCAAUAAAAUUUCAAAUUUUGAGGAAGAAAAGAAAUUGAUAUUUUCGAAGUAUUCAGAUGUAAUAAUCCAAUAUAAAAGUUACAAUUCAGAUCAUGAAAACGUUAUUAAAGAAAAUGAAAACUUAAAAUCAGAAAUUUCAAAUUUGAAAGAAGAAAUUCGCAAAAAAGGAAUUGAAUUUGCUAAUAACGUUGAUAAAUAUCAAGUUCUAUCACGGAAUUACGACGAUUUAAGGAACGAAAAACAAUUAUAUUUUGAAAAUAAUAAUAAAUUGAAACAAGAGCUAGAAAAGCUGACAAUUAAUUACUCAUCAUUGAACAAGCAGUUUAGUGAUCUAAAAAUUGAAAAUUCAUCUUUAUUUACUUCAUUUUCAAAUUCAACAGAAAAAAUUAAAAGUUUGGAG
This is a messenger RNA of Trichomonas vaginalis G3, 1116 nucleotides long. RefSeq lists its product as uncharacterized. Lineage: Eukaryota; Parabasalia; Trichomonadida; Trichomonadidae. The transcript has a single exon. The record is from RefSeq and is a predicted model, not a curated record. The annotation marks the transcript as partial.